Messenger RNA from Pelmatolapia mariae (spotted tilapia), 3841 nucleotides. RefSeq names its product kinesin-like protein KIF2A. The transcript has 17 exons. Gene Ontology annotation, molecular function: ATP binding; microtubule motor activity; microtubule binding. Bases 1038 to 2993 code for a protein of 651 amino acids. Gene Ontology annotation, biological process: microtubule-based movement. Lineage: Eukaryota; Metazoa; Chordata; Actinopteri; Cichliformes; Cichlidae. The record is from RefSeq and is a predicted model, not a curated record.
AUUCUGAUAGUUUCCAAUAGAGUCCGAUAGACCGCUAGUCAAACAAGAAGAUCACUCAGCCAAAUGUCUGCCACGUACUGCUCAGAGCUGUUUCGUGGACAAGAAGCAGCACACUCACAAUCCAUCCAGCAGACAGGCUUUCUGGGUAUUAGGAGGGGAAAAAAAUUGUGGUGUCGUUUGGCUGUGCUGCUUUUUUUUUGUGUGUGUGUGUGUCUGGUUUCUGCUGAGUCACACACGGGCACACACGUGGAAGAGCCUGCGGUAAUGUGUGUUACGUCUCUGGGCUCAGACAGCAACGAUAGCCUUUUAUUCAAAGUGCUCGCUGUCAUUUGGAAAGCUGAGAGGAUGAUGUGAAUGCCUUGUCCCCCCUCCUCACCCCCUCAGCUCCCCUCCACACAGACUGAAUAGCCCAUAAGCAGUAACGGUGCUGAGUUCCUCUUAUAUUUCUUGUCCCGGUGCUGACCCAGUUCAUCUUCUCCUCACAGAUUAGAGCAGAUUAUUAAUCCCUCUGCUCCGAUAGUCUGGGUUCUCAGGGACUGGAGCCAGCAGGAGGCCAGGUGUCACAGGGCUCGGGCCGGGCUUUGCAGCGGGAAGCUGGGGCUGCAGCGGCGAGCAUUGAGCUGGGGCUAAUCGAAUAACAUAGUUUUGAUGAACUCUGCACUGAAUUAAAAAUGGCUUUUACUCACAUGUUUGCUAACUUGUGUUCCUUUAUAAUGGUGACUAAUAGUUUGAUUGACCUGAAACAAAACUAAUCUGGGGGUGUGGUGCUCGGGAGCUUUGGAAUAACCUUCUUAAGACGAUCAUUCUUGAUUUGAAACAGCCUCUUACUGUAAUCAGACUGGAUUAAAACAGUAAUGCAAGGCAAAUAUCCUGCAUUGUAAGUGUUUUUUGGUUUUGUCUUUGUUUUUUUAAUUUUCCUUUUAGAGGUCACAUGUCCUGUUGUGUUUGAGGACACAAAUUAAAAAAAAAAAAAAAAAACAGGUUUUGAAACACAGUGCUGCAAAGGCCUUUUGUUGGUUAUGUAGAGCAAGCAGCUAAUGUUAUGCGGGAGACACUGUGUGCCAGCCGCUACAUCCUGGUGUAUAGUAGCUGUAUCACUGCUCUGCUUUGUUGGAGCCAGCCCAAGGUUUCUCUGCUGUUUAAAUAGAGGCCAACAGAAAGGAAAGCUGAUAGAAGACGCUGGGAAAGUAGUAGAAGUGACAUAUUCACGAAGGAAGUCAAACUGCGUGAAGGAGGUGGAAAAACUUCAAGAGAAAAGAGAAAGACGCCGGCUUCAGCAGCAGGAGCUCAGGGAGAAAAGAGCUCAGGAGGUGGACACCACCAUCCCCAACUAUGAGAUCAUGUACAUGAUCCGAGAUUUCCGAGCCAGUCUAGACUACCGGCCCCUGACCACAGCAGACCUGAUUGAAGAGCACAGAAUAUGCGUUUGUGUGAGGAAACGUCCACUCAACAAAAAAGAGUUGUCCAUGAAGGAUUUGGAUGUGAUCACCAUUCCCAGUAAGGAUGUGGUGAUGGUUCAUGAACCUAAACAAAAAGUGGACCUGACCCGCUACCUGGAGAACCAGACCUUCCGUUUUGACUACGCCUUUGACGACAGCACCACAAACGAGAUGGUUUACAGGUUCACAGCCAGACCUCUUGUGGAAACCAUUUUUGAGAGAGGCAUGGCCACCUGCUUUGCCUACGGACAGACAGGCAGUGGAAAAACACAUACUAUGGGUGGCGAUUUUUCUGGGAAAAACCAAGACUGCUCUAAAGGAAUUUAUGCAUUAGCUGCUCGGGAUGUAUUUCUCAUGUUGAAGAAACCCAGCUACAAAAAGUUAGAUCUACAAGUGUACGCAACUUUCUUUGAAAUCUACAGUGGGAAGGUGUUUGACCUGCUGAAUCGUAAAGCUAAGCUGAGGGUACUGGAGGAUGGGAAACAGCAAGUGCAGGUGGUGGGGCUGCAGGAGAAGGAGGUCAAGUGCACAGAGGAUGUCCUGAAACUCAUUGAAGUGGGAAACAGCUGCAGAACAUCAGGGCAGACGUCAGCCAACGCUCACUCGUCUCGCAGCCACGCCGUAUUCCAGAUCAUUCUCCGGAGGAAGGGGAAGAUGCAUGGAAAGUUCUCCCUCAUCGACCUUGCGGGCAAUGAGAGGGGGGCGGAUACAUCGAGCGCUGACCGGCAGACUCGUCUGGAGGGCGCAGAGAUCAACAAAAGCUUGUUAGCCCUGAAGGAGUGUAUCAGAGCUCUGGGUCGUAACAAGCCCCAUACGCCAUUCAGAGCCAGUAAGCUCACCCAGGUCCUCAGAGACUCCUUUAUUGGGGAAAACUCACGCACAUGCAUGAUUGCAACCAUUUCUCCUGGGAUGACAUCGUGUGAGAACACACUCAACACACUACGCUACGCUAACAGAGUGAAGGAGUUUGGGAUUAGUCCGUCAGACAUCCCCUUCUCCCAGAGCGGUCAGGGAAGCCGCCCUGAGCACUCGCCCACCAAUACCUUUGAGUAUGAUGACUUUGCUGCUACCUCUCCCAGCAGGGUAAAGGAGCUAACGGUGGACCCCAACCAAGUGAUGGAAGGGGGACGCCCCAAUAUCCAUGCUGUCAACCAGCUGGAUCUCUUGGAUGAAGAGUGGCUGAGCAUCUCACCACAAAGAGACGACCUCAAACUUCUCUGUGAGCAGAAUGAGGAAGAAGUGUCUCCUCAGCUCUUCACCUUCCAUGAGGCCGUGUCACAGUUGGUGGAGAUGGAGGAGCAGGUCCUAGAGGACCACAGAGCUGUUUUCCAGGAGUCUAUCCGGUGGCUGGAAGAUGAAAAGGUGCUGCUAGAGAUGACGGAGGAGGUGGAUUAUGACGUGGAGUCUUACGCCACGCAGCUGGAGCAGAUCCUAGAUCAAAAGAUAGAAAUCCUCACUGAGCUCCGAGAUAAAGUGAAGUCAUUCCGCUCUGCACUGCAGGAGGAGGAGCAAGCCAGUAAGCAGAUCAAUCCCAAGAGGCCACGUGCUCUUUAGAGUCUGAAGAGGUUUAAGUGGCGCGUUGAGAAACAUAACCACUAGAUGUUUGGCACAAGUCGAGCUGACACUAGCAGCUGUGAAAACACAAAUUAAAGAACUGUCUAAUGUACCAACAGGCUCAAUGAAUAUUGUUUGUUUUGAUCCCUCUAGUAACAGAAACUGGCUCUCCACUCACUCUUUGGUCUUGUUAGAAAACUGGAAGGAAACUAGUUCUUAUUUCCUUCCACUUUAGAUGAUUUUUUUUAAUGGAGAAUGUUUAGUUUCCUUUCCUUGUACUUAAAUUAUUUUUCUUUUAUACCCGUUUGUACUUCCUUUGAACUAAAACUUUUCGACCGGUUUUCAGAGGAGAUCUCAGUUGAACAUGCUUCAAAGUUUACUACACAAAACCAGUAUUUGAUUUCUGGUUUGCUCUGGCUGACAUUUCUGCAUGUUCACUCUGUGAUAGCUUAUGUACACCACUGUUUCAUGGUCCGGGGGUCCCCCCGGUCGGCAUCGUAAAGUCAUACUUCAUUGUAAGUGAUCUCUUCUCCCUUUCCCUUCCUUCUCAAAGUUUUUACCAGUUUGGAGGAAGCGUUAAACCACAUUGUGUUUCUUUCCUUCUGUCACCCCUGACAGAUUUUUACUUGUAGUUUGCUACAGUCUGUGCCAUGUGGCAACUGACUCAAAAAACUCUUAAUGUAAAACAUGUUUUCCACCCAUUUAACACUUUGUUAAAAAAAAUGGAACUAGAAAAACUAUUAAUAAAUGUAUAGUGAAGAUCACUGACCUAUCAUUGGUUAUGUUGCUCAGUGUUUGCACCAGAUGUAAUGCUGGAAGAAUUAAUAAAAAGUCAUGUUUCAUUUCAA